Molecule: messenger RNA, 3444 nt
Organism: Anopheles stephensi (Asian malaria mosquito)
Lineage: Eukaryota; Metazoa; Arthropoda; Insecta; Diptera; Culicidae
Product: mucin-12-like
Exons: 5
Coding region: 128-3196 (1022 amino acids)
Source: RefSeq, a predicted model, not a curated record
CACCGAAGCACGCGUCGAUCUCGAGCUUUGGACGGCACAUUUCAUAUAAAUAUUAGACCAAACACUUUCAGAGGUAUCAUUACAUCGCUAGCUUCGAUUUAGUGCAGACCUGCAAAACCACCACAAGAUGGCUUUUAAGAUUGUUGUUCUGUUCGCCACCCUGGCUUGCGCCAGCGCCGGUUACGUUCAACCGGAACAUCAACAUCUGUCCUACGCCGCGGCGCCCGUCGCUCACUACUCGUCUGCUCCGGCCGUGAGCUACAGCUCGAUCACCCGUCACGAAACGCCAAAGCUGGCCGUGGCCAAGCAGGUCGCGUACGCCGAACCGGCAGUGCACUACGCCGCCCCGCUCACCAAGACCUACGCCGUCCAUGAGCCCGCCCUGAAGACGGUCGUGUCCCAGCCCGCCUACACCAAGACCGUGUACGCUCAGGAACCGGCCCAUGUGUACGCUCAUGCUGCCCCGGUCGUAGCCGCCAAGACCGUGUCCUAUGCCGCGCCGCAGGUCCACUACUCCCAUGCCACCCCGGUCGUUGCCGCCAAGACCGUGUCCUAUGCUGAACCGCAGGUCCACUACGCUCAUGCCGCCCCGGUCGUUGCCGCCAAGACUGUGUCCUAUGCUGCCCCGCAGGUCCACUAUCAGGCUCCGCUGCUGAAGAACGUCGAGUACACCAAGACGCUGGCGUACGCUCCGGUCGCCAAGCAUUACGUCUCCGAGCCAACCUACACCAAGCACGUCGUCGCUGAGCCGACCUACACGAAGACGCUCCUUGCCGAGCCGGCCUACACCAAGACGACGUACGUGUCGCAGCCCACCUACACCAAGACCCUGGUCGCUGAGCCUCAGUCACUGUACCAGCACAGCUCGCCGGUUUACGCUCAUGCUGCGCCCGUUGUUGCCGCCAAGACGCUGAGCUACGCUCCCGCUGCCCAGGUCUCGCACGUCAGCUACGCCGACAACAGUGCCCAUUACGCCUGGAUUGCAGUCUUUGCGGUGGGUCUAGCAUUAGCUAGCGCUGGGUACGUGGAACACUAUCACGGUGCGUCGAGUUUUAGCUCGUUCGAUCUGAAGUCAUCUCCCAUCGAAGGCAACCGACUGGUACAGACAAAAUCCUAUGCCGCCCGUCCAGCCCUAGUAAAAGGUUCGACCGAUCACGCAGUCGUUAACUACGAAGCUACGAAGCCAGUAAUUAGUACGGUGUACAGUGCACCAAUCACGAAGACGUUGACCUACAGCAGUGCUCCCCAAGUGCAGUAUGUGGCUCCCGUUCAGCACAAGUGUGAGCAGACGGAACACAAGCAGCUCAUCACCCCGGUGCAAACGUCAGUAACGUACGGUGUACCGAUCAGGUCGAGCAACUCCGGCUGGAGUCAGUCAGGAUCGUACGGAUCGGGCUUUAAACCACUCCAGCAAGCUACCCAAGCUCCCGGUGGAUCUUAUGGAACGAGCUCCACAAUUGGACAUACCAUAUCGCAUCACUACACAGCUCCGCAGUCCAGUAGCAUCAUCUACACACCACCUAAAACUACUCAAAUAAUCUCUUCAGCUGGUUACGGAGCUAUUAAUCAUCAGUCAGCUUCGUUUGGUGCUUACAAUCAACAUACUCAACCAGCUCCUAUUGUAGAAACUCUGGUGGAUGUAGCUCCUCCAAAGCUAAUCCAAGCUCAACCAUCUUAUGGAGUCCCUACAACGGACUCCAAUCUCCACCAUGUCGCUCAAGUAACACCAGUGAAAGUAACUUCCACAUCCAGCUACGCAACAGCUGGAAGUGGCUGGAAACAGUCAUCCACUGGCUACGCCACCUCGCACCAAUAUAAAACAGGUUCCAUCCCAAUCAAGUCUACCCCACAAUACGUUGCGCCGGGACUUGCCGCAUCGGGAAGUUCCUCUUGGAGUGGAGCUUCCAAGAACCAUGGUCACAGCUUCACCACCACUCACAGCUACAGCAGCCAAGGCCAGACAAACAACGCCCAACAGUAUCUACCUCCGAAGGCGACUCUCAUUACACCAGUUGCCGUAACAUCCGUACAGUCGAGCCCUGCACGCGAAUAUCUGCCUCCGAGAGAAUAUCUUCCUCCAGCACAGGACAGCAAAGGUACGGCGGCGACCGCGCACAUUGCUACCGGCAACAUUGGCUCCGUUUCGUACGAAGUUCCUCAGAAGCUGUUAGCUGUUAGCAAACUUCCUCAGCAGUAUAUUGUAGCCACCGGCCAUUCGGUCAACCAAGACGAUAUUUUCGAUAUAAAUAUUGCUGUCGGCGGACGAAACAGUAUCAUUCAGGUAGUGAGCUCAUCGACAGUAACACAUCUUACCAGCCAUCCCAUCGUUAAAGGCAUAAUGGCAUUCAAGUUCGUCGUUUUCCUGGCCUCGCUGGCCGUCGCUAGCGCUGGAUACCUGGAGGCUGGCCAUGCCGUCCAGUACGCCGCCCCGGUCGCUCACUACUCGCCGGCCUCGUCGGUGAGCUACAGCACCAUCUCGCAGGCUGCCCCGGCCAAGCUGGCCUACGCUGCCCCGGUCGCCAAGACCAUCUCGUACGCUGCCCCGCAGGUGUAUGCUGCUCCUCAGGUGUACGCCGCCCCCGUCACCAAGACGUACCUGUCCAGCCCGGCCGUCGGAGCGACGCACGAGAGCACCAUCCGCUCGCACGACAGCACCAUCUCGCACUACUCCAAGGCCGUCGAUACGCCGUACUCGAGCGUCCGCAAGUCUGACACCCGCAUCACCAACGAGCUGCCCAAGCUGGCCUACGCCCAGCCCGUCCUGGCCAAGCAGGUUGCCUAUGCUGCCCCGGCUGUCCACGCCACCUAUGCCGCUCCGGCCGUCCACACCAGCUACUCGCAUGCUGCCCCAGCCGUGACCUACGCUCAUGCCGCUCCGGCCAUCCAGACCUAUGCUGCCCCGGCUGUCCACACCAGCUACUCGCACGCUGCCCCAGCGGUCCACACCACCUAUGCUGCUCCGGCCGUCCACCAGACCUACGCUCAUGCUGCUCCGGCUGUGACCUACGCUGCCCCGGCCGUCCACCAGACCUAUGCUGCCCCGGCUGUGCAUGCCACCUAUGCUGCUCCGGCCGUCCAGACCUAUGCUCAUGCUGCUCCGGCUGUGCACACCUCCACCAAGACGCUGACCUACUCGCCGGCCGUCCAGGUUGCGCAUACCACCUACGAGGAUGCUCAUGCCCAUUAUGCCUGGUAAGAAGCGUUCUGUCCGAGCGAAUCUUCCUGAAGCGAUUACAGUGCCCAACAACAACAGCAACAACAACAAAAGUAACCGCUCGACCAACUAUUUAUUAGAACAACAGUAAGGAACUGCAUUGUUAUAUGUUUCUGUUAUAUGCAAACGAUGCGUACAUUCGGCCUGCUCUAAGCACUAGAGCACGGCCCUGGAUGCCAUCUCGAAUGUGACCAUUUUUGUGUGUGAAAUACAAUCCAAUACGAACUGAA